UCAGCCUAAGCGCACCUCCCACCGCACGUACAACCUCUACCUGACUUGUCAGAUGGGGAGGCGGACGAAGCGAUUGCGUGUGGGGGAGCGGGACGUGGAGGCAGACGGGGCAGUCGGGGGAGGCGACGACUACAACGACGACGACGAAGGCGAGUGCGAAGCACAGGACAACGAGUCGGGGGACGUGUUUCCGUUGUGGAAGGCGAGCAUGGACAGUCGGACCAGUAAGAGCAGGGCUUCCGCGUCGACAACCAGGUGUGGAAAGAAGGCGGUGGGUGGUGGUGGCGAAGCCGAAGGCGACGGGGAGGGGGAGGGGCCGAAACUUCUGGUCGGUGGAGCACAUGGUCGCCCUCAUCAGGGCGAUACGGAACCAGGAUGCGCAACUGCAGAUGGCGGGCCACGCGUUCGCUCGGAUGAAGCAGAGGGAAUGAAAGUGGGCGAACGAGUUCAAGAAGGUGCAUUGCUUCCAGGGCGAGUUUGGGAAGGAGGACUCUUCCAGCUGUCCGCGAAGGAGAGGCUGGCGAGGGGGUUCAAUUUCAACAUGGAUCGGGCCGCCUACGAAGAGAUCAAGGUAUCGACCGCAAGGAGUCAUACAAUACACCCGCAGAAUGUCACAGACACCGACCGAGCAGGAGGUGUGCAACUUCCAUCCGGAUCUUUUGGCGGUCCUGAAUCUGUCCACGAUGGGGAUGCGGGUGGCGAUGGCAACGAUGAAGUCAACAACUCGACGAGGGGUUGUUCUCAGACUAUGGGCAGCCCUGGCGGUGUCCGAAAAAGGAAGAACAUGAGGCAGCAGACUUUCGAAGCCCUCACCGAGUGUAUGGAGAAGCACGGGACGCUGAUGGCGUCGACCAUGGAGAGCGCUAGCAAGAGGCAGUGCUCCAUCCAAAUUCGGCAGUGCGAAGCUAUGGAAGCGGAGUUGGAGGUGAAGAAGAAACACUAUGCGGCAUCGGAUGAAGUGAGCAAGAUGAUGUGCCACGUGAUGAUGGAAAUAGCGAAGGCCAUACGAGAUCGAUCUCUAGAGGCAGCCAUCGCCUUUCUUCGGCCACUUGCGCACAGGGACCAUCGUGCGCACGUCGCCUGGUCAUCCUUUCCGCAGCACUUCAUGCGGCUGGAUCGCCGUUUUUGCCACCAUCUCACAAUCGUCCGCGACAAUUACCUCAUUGUCGCCUUCGACUUCCGCUACGAUUUCUCGCCUCCUUGCCUUCAUCCUCCGCGCUUGUCGUCGUCAACGAUGACAAACUCUCGCAGCGCCGGCCAAGGGAAAAGGGGGAGGGACGCUCUUGAAAAGGAUGUGCCUGUCGUGGAGAAGAAGGGAAGGCAUCAAGCGAAGAAGCGUAAGGCUGUUGCUGCUGGGCCGUCCAAUGUCGGGAACAGUGUGAGGGACGAGUGGGUGAGCGACAGCGAGAGCACAGAAGAAGAUGACGCCAUCGAAUCGGGAGAAGAGGAGGCCGCCGCGCGGAAAGGGUCGUUGCGCACCCGGAGUGCUUUGAAGAUCAAUGACGCGGGUGCUGCGCAGGCUGCACAUCAUCCCCGAGGUGGGGAGGCGCGCGCGCAGGAGGAUGUCGUCAUCGACGUCGACGCCGAUGUUGCGCCGAGGGAGGUGCGCGGCAUGGCAAGCAACGCAGAGGUGCGCACGGCGGGGGCAUUGUCAAGGACACUUGCGACGGCGCCACCGGAAGGCGAUCGGUCUGUUCGGGCCCCUUCAUCACCAGUGUCGCCACGUCAACCCGCAGCACCACGCACCACCGCGAUGGAGGUGCAAGGUGGCAGGGCAGGGGUGGGGUCUUCCAGGGCAGCUAGAGGCGCUGGGGCUGGCGAAGGCCGUGGGGAUGGCGACGAUGACGAUCCUUUGGUGAACAGGCAGCGGCGAGGGUAUGUGAAAGAGGGCAUCGAGGCGGCGACGAGGCUGUGGGUGGAUGACCUCAGAUUCUGGAACGAGAUGGAGGGACACGGGCUUUAUAAGUUGAUCCAGGAGGCGCGGUUGUACCUUCUCGCCAUCGCCAGGGGGGUACAACCGCCAGUCAUACGACGGAGCAUUGCCCUCCCGCACAUCACCAUCCCCCAGCAUAAAGUGGAAGACGAAUCCGAGCUCAAGGCGACGAAAGAGAGGGCGACGAGAGUGCAGAGCAUCACCUUGUGCAUUAUCCAUGGGUGGAUCUUCAAGUCCGCCAGCCGGUCGCUUGGCUACCACGCGGCAUACGGCUACAUGUUGAACCACGUCACCGCGGACAUCGCCCACGCCAUGUGGUGUGGAGAGGAUUGGCGGACAUGCAUAAGUCCUGCUGUCAUCCACAACACCCUGGAGCUGGGCAUGAAACUACAUGUGUGGUUCGUGGGCGCCAACAUAGAGGACAGACACGAGGACGACGAGCUGGCGUUUUAUCAGGAGGCGAGCGUGCAGCGAGUGGUCGGAGCUUUGAAGCUUUCACGAGCGCGGUCAGCCUGGCCGAGUUUGUGGACGGAGGGCGAAUCUCGUAUGAGAGGCUGAAGAACAUCGCUGAUUGCAUGAGGCUUUUGCUCGCAGCUGCGAUGUGGCUUAUGC
This is a messenger RNA of Chara braunii, 2545 nucleotides long. Lineage: Eukaryota; Viridiplantae; Streptophyta; Charophyceae; Charales; Characeae. The record is from the annotation of a GenBank genome assembly.